This is a messenger RNA of Octodon degus (degu), 936 nucleotides long. Its product is annotated as olfactory receptor 5AL1-like. The transcript has 2 exons. Gene Ontology annotation, molecular function: olfactory receptor activity; G protein-coupled receptor activity; odorant binding. Gene Ontology annotation, cellular component: membrane. Gene Ontology annotation, biological process: sensory perception of smell; G protein-coupled receptor signaling pathway. The coding region runs from base 1 to 936 and encodes 311 amino acids. Lineage: Eukaryota; Metazoa; Chordata; Mammalia; Rodentia; Octodontidae. The record is from RefSeq and is a predicted model, not a curated record.
AUGGCUAUGGGCAAUCACUCAUCAGUGUCUGAUUUCAUCCUCCUGGGGCUCACAGAUAAUCCAGAUCUCCAGGCCAUUCUCUUCGGCAUAUUUCUAGUUGUCUACUUAGUCAGCAUCAUGAGUAAUCUUGGACUGAUUGCUCUAAUCCAAGUCAGUCCCCAGCUGCACACCCCCAUGUACUUCUUCCUCAGCCAUCUGGCUUUUAUCGACUUUUGCUUUACUUCCGCUGUCACCCCGAACAUGCUGGUGAACUUUCUGAGUGCAGUGAGAAGAAUUACAUUUCUUGCCUGUGCCGCUCAGGUGUGCUCCUUCAUCACAUUUGCCGUGUGUGAAAUGUUCCUGCUCUCCAUCAUGGCAUAUGACCGCUAUGUCGCCAUCUGCAACCCGCUCCUGUACGUCAUUCUCAUGCCUAAGAGACUGUGUGUUCAAAUGACUGCUGGCACUUACAGCUACGGAUUCACAGUCGGUCUGAUACAGGCAGUGGCCACAUUCCAUUUGUCAUUUUGUGGCUCCAACGUGAUCAACCACUUCUACUGUGACGAUGUUCCCCUCAUUGCCCUGGCUUGCUCCGACACUCGUGUCAAAGAGCUAAUGCUGUUAAUCAUCGCAGGGUUCAACACCCUUUGCUCUCUUAUGAUAGUGAUUAUCUCCUAUGCCUUCAUCCUCUUUGCCAUCCUGAGGAUUCAUUCUGCUGAGGGAAGACAGAAAGCAUUUUCUACCUGUGUGUCUCACCUGAUUUCUAUCUCAAUAUUCUAUGGGACAAUUAUCUUCAUGUACCUGCAGCCUAAAUCAAGCCAUUCUCUGAGCACAGAUAAAAUUUCUUCAGUGUUUUAUGUGGUAGUGAUUCCUGUGUUAAACCCACUGAUCUACAGCUUGCGGAAUCAGGAGGUAAAAAGUGCCCUGAAGAAAACUGAGAAGCUGAGCCUUUGCUUCUAG